Molecule: messenger RNA, 1929 nt
Organism: Pseudopodoces humilis (Tibetan ground-tit)
Lineage: Eukaryota; Metazoa; Chordata; Aves; Passeriformes; Paridae
Product: interferon-induced protein with tetratricopeptide repeats 5
Biological process (GO): defense response to virus
Cellular component (GO): cytosol
Molecular function (GO): protein binding
Source: RefSeq, a predicted model, not a curated record
AAAUGGAAGGCAUAACAACAGUGGGCAGCAUUCCUUUGGCUUUGAGGCUGAAGACAAGCAAGCAGAGAAUGAAAACCAUGAGUACCAUUUCCAAGGAUUCCUUGAAGACUUCCCUGCUGCAGUUAGAAUGCCAUUUUACAUGGACUUUGCUGGAGAAGCAUGUAAGUCUUGAGGCCCUAGAGGAAACAAUACUCGAUCAUAUCAAGUUUGUCGUAGAAUACAACAUUAGAGAUUAUAAUAUACUAUCCUAUGUAUGCCACCUAAAGAAUUCAGAUGAGGAAGCCCUAAGAAAUCUCAAAAAAGCUGAAGAAGCUAUUCAAAAAUAUCAUCCAGGUGAAAUUGCCAGGAAGAGUCUUGUUACCUGGGGGAACUAUGCCUGGAUCUAUUACCACAUGCAGAGAUAUGAAGAAGCUCAAACUUAUGUAAGCAAAGUGGAAAACAGCUGCAAAGAGCUUUCAAGUACUUCUCAUGGAAAGAUUCAGCUUCCAGAGAUCUACACUGAAAAAGGAUGGGCAUUAUUACGUUUUGGGAGGAAUUACUUUGAGAGGGCAAAGAAUUGCUUUGAAAAUGCUCUGAAGAGCGAGCCUGAUAACCCAGAUGUUAAUGCUGGCUAUGCAAUAACAAUGUAUCGCUUGAAGGACUGUGCUGAGAAGUAUGGUGAAGAGGUGAGGCCAUGCCUUGAGGCCCUGCAGCGAGCAGUGGAACUGAAUCCAAACGACACUACCAUUAUGGGGCUACUUGCAUUAGAACUUCAGCGAUUAAAAAGAGUUAAUGAAGGAGAGAGGUACAUUGAAGAAGGACUGCAGAAAACCCCUGACUUUCCUGUUUUCCUGCGAUAUGCUGCUAAUUUUUACAGAAAGAAAGGAAAAGUAGACAAGGCAGUGGAGAUCUUGCAGAGGGCCCUAGUACUGACACCAAACGCUGUCGUUCUGCAUCACCAACUAGGACUCUGCUACAGAACCAAGGCACUUCAAUUGAAAAAGACAAGAUACACACCUCAAGAGGAAGUGGAGAAUCUCAUCCAGCUUGCCAUUUUUCAUUUUAAAACAGUCAUAGACAAGAAGCCAGUAUUUUUUUGUGCCCAUUGUGAUCUUGCAAACACAUACGCACUAGCCAAGAGGUAUGAAGAAGCAGAAGAGGUAUUUCAGGGAGUGCUUCUGAGAAAUUAUAUACCCUGUGAUGACAAACAAGUUAUCUACUUCAAUUAUGGCAAUUUUCAGCAUUUUCACAUGAAGUCAGAAUCAAAAGCCAUUAAGUAUUACAUAGAAGGUCUGAAAAUGGAAAAAGAUUCCUAUGGAAGAAAAAAGUGCAGUGAAGCUGUGGAGAUAUUGUUGAAAGAGAAAAUUAAGAGAGGUUUGAGAGCCACAGAUAUUGGUACACUUGGACUUGUUCAUAACCUAAAUGGUAAGAAACAAGAAGCAAUUCAAUGCUAUCAGAAAGCCAUUGCUUUGGAGCCAAACAAUGAAGAAUAUCUGAACGCAUUAGCUGAGCUACAACUUUCCAUCUCAAGCUAAAGCUCACAAAAAUCCUACGUACCAAAAUAUCCCCAAGGACCUUUCAACGCUCUCAAAACUUUUUUUUGUUGUUUGUUUUUCAUUUGAAGGUAGACAUUAUGACCAGAUGGAACUCGGGUGGCAUCUGUUUCUGGUCAUAAUGUAGAAACUGCAGACGAUUGUUCAUUUGUUCAUUCACUAACAGAGAACAUGCUUGGAUAACUACGUAAUAUAUAUUUAUAGCUAAUCUAACUUAGUCUUCAAUGCUAACAUGGGUAUAAAUGUUACAUUUAAGCGAUGGUCUGUAGAACACAGAACUGCAACACUGAAAUCAGAUAUUACCUUUUACUGAGAAAAAGAUAAGGGAAUCAUAUUGUAGUGUUUUGUCUGUACACUUGAAGGGCAUGCUUAUACACAAAUAGAAAUUCUGAAGCUU